Molecule: messenger RNA, 19196 nt
Organism: Porites lobata
Lineage: Eukaryota; Metazoa; Cnidaria; Anthozoa; Scleractinia; Poritidae
Source: the annotation of a GenBank genome assembly
GUUCGCAAAAAAUGGCCGAGUUGGUGAGGUGACCAUUAUGGUAAAAACAAGGGCAAAUUUGCCUUUUCUUCGCACUCUUCGGUCUGGAAACGGUAGAGGAAAGAACAUUGGGAAUAGAGAGGAAAAUGUGAGUAUAAAAAGCGAGUUUCUAGGUCCGCCGGUUUAAAAUUUACACUAUUACGACGUUUUGGUGACAUAAGUUUAGUUUAAGCUCGCCAAUGAGUGAUGCAUGAUCGCGUUCACUUCACACAGCGUCAAAUUCACCGAAUGAAUUUAUCCUUUUUCUGUUAAGGAACCUUCAAGUGACGAAAGUGGAUUAGAGACAAAACCUUUACCUUCGAAAAGACGUCGUUUGCGUAGCUCGGAAGCCUUUACAAACCGUGGAUAUCCGUCCCUCGAGGCAACAGUUCCGUUGGCAACUGUUCCAUUGACUCGCUCCACUCGCCAAUCUUUAAGGUAACUUUAUCACUUUAGUGAUACUUUGAGCCCUUCGGUGAGUUUCUUAGACCACAACUAGCGUGUGAACGUAGUUACUGCUCAUGUUCCUGCAUGUAUUCACCUAUUUUUCUCUUUCCGUUAGAAUCCUAAAUGGCACAACUCGGACGGUCGAAACAAGAAAUUCGCAAGGAAGGUCGAGUAAGUUUAGUUCGUACUUCAGCCCAGUUGAUCUCUUUUACCGCACGAUUAACGUUUUCUGUUUACACCUAAACAUAAAUUCUUUACUGAAUUGUUUCUUCAGGGAAAGGCGUCAGAGUCUCCAGGUCUGUUGCGCGGAGAGAAAGCAAAAGAAACAAUGAGAUGUUAGACGAGUCGGAGCUCAUUCGUCGAAGCGAAAGAAAACGACGAAAAGUUUACGACACUCUAAAUGUCCAUAUGCUUACAGACCAUCGCUAUUUGAUGGGAUAUGAAAAUACGAAAUCGCCAAAGAAGAAAGCUGCGAGAAAGAGAUAUUCAGAAGAGGAAAGCGAUUCCCAGACCGAAGAGGUAUGGUUAAUAUUUGAAUAUGUAUUGUUUAUUUUGAAAUUGGCGCCAUUUUGCUUCUUUUUGGCGCCAUUCUUAGCGAAGACAAUCUGUACAUCUAAAAUCCUGACUUUGAGGUGAUAAUGCGGAGAAUUUUGCUCAGAAAGCCGGACAAAUGUAGAUUUUCUUUUCUUUUGCACUUUUGCAGCAAACAUGCUGAAUAUGUUGGCAGGAAUAAAUGAAGAAAAAUGCACUUUUUAUGUGGCCUGGGAACAAGCUUGGUUCAGGUCAUUUCCAUCUUGUUUUCCAAAAGGGAACCCAGCCUACUGGAAGCCAGAUUAAAGGGAUUUGUAUGGGAAUUUAUUGUAAGAUCGAUAAAACAGUUAAAAUGCACAUAAACAGCCAUUAAAGUGUGCAUAGCUCAUAAAGAGUUGUGUGUUGUUUUCUUACAGUUUCUGGCUCUUUCAAUGCCAUUUUAGUAAGUUUUCAUGUUUUGGUUUCUCACCCACUGUACUAAGAAGAAGACAAGGAAAACUUGGCUUUCCUACACUGCCCAAAGAGAAAGUUACAAAAAUUUCCUUCAUUCCACUCCAAUUGCUCCAGAACUUCACUUGAGCAUAGACUGAAGAUUUUCCUGCCCUGAACAUGUCAGUUUAGUUCCAAACAUCAAGUCAUGGUCUCCAGAGGAUGAGAAAUGUAGCAAAAAAAAUUUGAACUUAGCACUUCUGUGGAAUCUCUCCUCUUUGUGGUGUACUAUACUGCCGAUGGUUAUUGCUCUUGGCUUAGUAGCCACACCGCAUAUUCACAAUACCCUUGAUAGUGAGGGCCAGAGGAAAAAUCAACCCAUGCAAACUAGUUGGUCAAAAAUAUCGAGAAUAAAAAAAAUUUAGCUAGUUAAAGCUAGACUUUAAUUCUUUUUGCUGUCAAAAUGCCCUCGCUUUUCGUUACUAGUGGGCUAUAACAUAUAGCCUAGUAGUAGCUCAACCAAUCAGAACGUAGCAUUGAUAAUAGACCACUAGCUGGAUUUUACUAAAAUAAUAUUACUAGGGCUACGCAACAAAGGAAUAUUCUGAAUCAGUCUAGAUUAAAUAAUGGCUUUACCCUAGAAUGAAUUUUACCUACAGUAUAUAUCCUUUAAAUAUUUAAAUUUGACCGAUACCAAUAAUAGCUGUACUUAUUACUUUGUGUGCAGGAUACAGCUGUACAAACACCAAGCAUGUAUGACCUGGUAAAACGAAAACAUGACCAGACACCAACACCUGAGAAACGAUCAACAAGAAGCAGCAGGCGCCAAGGAGAAGCUGAAGAUAGUGAUGAGGAAGAUGAUGAAGAUGAUGAUGAGGAUGAUGAUGAUAAUGAUGAGGAUGACGAUGAUGAGGAGGAGGAAGAAGAAGAGGAUGCAGAGGGAGGAGAAGGGAAAGAUUAUAAGGGGUAUUCCCUAAGGCAGAAAAGACCUAUACCUAAUAGAUACACUGCACCUCCCAUGAAGUCAAGUAAAGGUAUGCACUUGUAAAAGCUGUUACUUAAUUACAGUACUUAUGCACAUUGGAGAUCAGAAUUACAGUUGACUCCUGAUAACUCGAACCUUAAAAAAAAGUUACAGUAAUGGAUAGUUUGAGUUAUUGGGAGCUUGAAGAAAAAAGCAGGGAGUAAGAAAAAAAACUGGCGUAUUUGUGAACCCUGCAUCAUGUAACAAAAUAUAGCCUAAAUAGAGCGUGCAUUAUACUGUUUUGAGAAGAAAAGCUGUUCCUAUUAGAUUUGGGACAAACAACAUCAGCCUCCACUAGUAAACUAAAAUGCCUACGACACGUCUAUGUGAAAUUCAAAAUUCAGUGUUUCGGACACCAGUACACUGUUUUUUGCUGACUUUUUAUGUGCUCAAAACAUGGUUUGAGUGUAUCGGGAAUAAAAUAAUAUUAUAUAGAAAUGAUCUGUGGGGAAACAAAAAUUACUUCGAGUUAGUGGGAGGUUCAAGUUACCGAUAGUUUGAGUCACUGAGGUAAAAAUUACAGUAAAUGUAGGAAGAAAAUCAAGGUGGAAUUGAUUUUGGUUCAAGUUAGCGAGGUUCCAAGUUAUUGGGAGUCGACUGUACUAAAUAGAACAGGCGAGGAACAGGGUGCAAAGAAAGUCAGUUUUACAGCCUGCCAUUCGGGCAAGCUGUAGCAAGCAUGUACUAGCCCACAAGUCAUUUCAACUAGCCUCAAAACCCUUUUUGAUUAGCAGGAUUGAUUACAAUCCUCCUGUAAUUUGAAUUUCCCAACAAAAAAAAACAGCACUUGCCCAUCGGGCAAGUUAAGUUCAACAAAAAUCACUAGCCCGAUAGCAAAUUCACUAGCCCCGGGCUAUCAUACACAACUUUCUUUGCGUGCUAGAGAAAGCUAUUCAAAGCCCUCACAACCCUCAUUGUUAUUCCUAGCAAGUAGUUUGACAAGAAUUCAGGUGCAUCCUUGCUUCUACCAUGUCCAUGGGGGUGUUUGGGGUACUGGCAAAGAAGAAAAGAUUAGUCACAUAAUUGCAGAACCAGUAUGUGUCUUAUCCUACAUUGUCACCUUUAUAGGUUUCUUUAUUGGAGUACAUAAAAGUACAAAAUAAAUUAAAGACUGGGGCCUGGAAUAAAGCCUCAUGUCACUGACCAUAAACUAAUUGAUUAUCCUUCCAAUUUGUAGAUGCUUGUUGUAAAUCAAAGGGAGAAUUUGAUACUAAAUCAAGGGAUGUUUAGCACUAUAUUCCAUCAUGCCCUUGGGUUGCCUUGCUAAUUAGCCAUUGUUUAGGAAUGCAAACCCUUUGUUUUGUUAAAACACACUUAGGGUCAACUUCAUUGUUCAACUCAGUCCCUUAUUUUCCUUUUAGACUCUUUCAUUGUAUAUGGUACUUUUACCUUAUAGGGAAGAGGGGACACUUUCACAUGACAGUGAGACAGAAGAGUGGAGAGAGGAAAAAGCCAAAUCAGUAUGCUUCUCCUUUGAGAAAGAUGCGUAGACAUAAACGGAAGGCGAUAAAUAUGAGCUCAUCAACUUCUUCAUCUGGUAUAAAAGAUAAUUCCUUCCUUUAUGAUUAACAUUUUUUUAGCUUUGUCUUAGUCAAAUACAAAAUCAUGGCACAGAAAAUCUCUGACUGAGAAAAUAAUAGUUGUAUUGAUGUUGAGACCAAAAGAUGUAAAAGGAAAUUUUGAUAGUUGUUUGAGUUUAGUGAAUCAUGUGACCACUACAUCCUUCCAUUUAUUCAUUUUCCCUGAUUUUGGUAAAGUAUUAUUAAAUCUAAACAUUCCUGUAAAAUAGAGCGGUUUUCACUUGACUGUCGAAAGGGAUUGGUUUUGGUUUUGGUUUUGGUUUUACUACGCCCUUUGGUUGGCUAGUGUAUUUACUUUGGUUUUGGUUUUACGACAGUCAAGUGAAAACCGCGCUAAAACCGGGCUAUUUAGAAAGUGAACUUAAGGACAAUAAUUCAAACAUAGGAACUUGUGUAAAAUCCUUUCAUUCUCAGAGCUAUCUGAGAAUUAAAUCAACUUUUUCAUUAAGGCAUCAGCUGACAAAAACCAGAGGAAAAAUUUCAGUCACAAAAUUAAACUUUUUGAUUGCCAGUAGUUUUUGACUUCAAAAAAGGAAUAUAUCAAAUAAAAUGCUGGUACACUGAGUGAAGUUUUUUUUACCAGCCAGGAGGUCUUAAGAUUACUCACCAGUAUUCACAUCCAGUGAGUUGCAAUUUUGGGCCCUGUUGUUGACAGCACAUUCAUGUCUGUCAUGUAGUGUUAAAUUUUGGUCUUCUUGAAUUUUGUUUGUGGGUUAUCUGUGUGUUCUAGAUGACUCUGACAAUGAAAAAGAUGAAAGAAAAUUUGAAAAACGAAAGGCAAAGAGCAUGGCUAAGGCAAGAGAUCGCUGCCUACCUAUGAAUUUCACUAAUGACGAUGCUGCCUCAGGAAUUCUGAAGGAAAGAGCUAGAAUUGGUUCAAGCCUGGCUGAUGUUGAUCCCAUGAACAUUGACAGAAAGGUAAUCCUGCGGAGAUUUUUUGCCUUAUUGGGUGAUAUUGAUUAAAAGAUUUAAAGAUUGUGCAUAUUCUAUCUCUAGGAAUCAACGAGUAUAUUUUUUACUGUCCCCUGUAUGUUCCACCAGUAUAACCCCAACCAAAACCUGCUUCAAAUGUGUGUAAGCAAGGGCAUAACACCAGUAUUUUACAGCCUGUGGUUUAAUAGACCCUUCCAUAGUUUUUUCAACUUUGACUUGGACCAGUUAUCCGACAUCUGUUGACACAGCUGGAAAGAGCACCUCAUGAAUCAAGCAUGAGUGCCUCCUAUGAUACAAACAUCUGUAAAAUUGUGCAGCUUUGUGGAGCAAUAUCCUUGAGCACUGUCUUUGGAUAAUUAUACUACCUUUAAACUUGGUAUGUUUUAUAAUUUAAGGUGCCCUUUUUAGUAGUUUCAGUGGAUAUUUGCUUACUGGUCUCUAUCAAAACUUGAAAGAAAAAAAAUGUGGAAGCAUCCACUGUAAGAGAUAUCAGCAAAUGUUAUUUUUGCUUGUUAUAAUUAUUCAGGUGAUGUUUGAUGCAGUUGGUGGUCUUAACAAGCAGAUACGAGCACUUAAGGAAAUGGUUUUAUUUCCACUUAUGUACCCCGAAGUCUUUGAGAAGUUCAAAAUUUCUCCUCCAAGAGGAGUCCUCUUUCAUGGGCCACCAGGUACAAUGUUGACUUGAAUUUAGGUGGGAGAUAUUAUUAACUAACCUCUUGUGAUUAAUAUUUAUCCCUGACUUAAAAGCCCCAUUUUAGAGCCAUACAAUGUAGCUAGGAUAACCAACCAUGCUAUAGUUUGAGGAACUGCAUUUUAUUUUAAGGGAAUAAAUGGUGAAUAACUGAUUUAUUGAACAUGAGGCAAACUUGCAUUCAUGAAUUAUCUACCAGCAGUAAAUACCUGUACCUCAGCUAGCUGCAUUCAUUGUAGAGGAGGUAAAAGUGUCCCUCUCACCCCUAUUCUAAUUUCCAUUUGGUCAUCACUUCUGCAAUAAACUCUUUGACACUCGUCCUUUUCAUGUUUAAGUACUAGGUGGCAAUGUAUUGUUAUUGUACUUGAUUUUUUUUAAAGUGGUGAUCUCUGUAACAUUUUUAUGUAAGGUACUGGAAAAACACUGGUAGCACGAGCCCUUGCCAAUGAAUGCAGCCAAGGUGACAAGAAGGUUGCAUUUUUCAUGAGAAAAGGUGCAGAUUGUCUUAGUAAGUGGGUUGGUGAAUCUGAAAGACAACUCAGACUACUGUUUGAUCAGGUAAGGUUCACUGUAGUGUAGAAUGUUCUUGAAGAAGGUUACUAUAUAUAUAGGCUAACAUGACUCUAUUUCUUAAUGAGUUUUUUAGAAUGGUUUGUUUUCAACAUGGUUUUUUGUUCUUUGCGUGGAAAAUCAGAAUGGUUUGUUUUCAACAUGGCCUCUUUUUGGUCAUGAAUUUUUUUUUUCAUUUUUAAACACGAAUAAAAAAUGCAUGUUCUUUGAAGUCUUUUUUUUCAAAUUACUUUUUGGAAAAAAGCUGUCUGCCCAUGACUGCACUGAUCAUAUCAAAACUCUAUUUUUUUUCAGACUGUUUAACAAUGUUUGGUGGAGGGUAUUUUCCUCUUGUUUUGGUAAUGAUAACAGUAUAAAUUCAAAUCUCUUGACUACAUGUAGGAGUUGUCAGAAUAAAUCAUCUUGGAUUAACUCUCAAAAAAGGUUGUCAUCUGGCCUUAAACAUCAAAAGGUUUAUAAUUACAGUGCUUUCCUAGUCCGUAGUGUAAAUUUUUUUUUAAAACCUUUAAUUGAAUUCAUGUAAUGUAUUAUGAAAUAUUUAAACCCACAGGCAUUCAGUAUGAGACCGGCCAUUAUCUUUUUUGAUGAGAUAGAUGGACUGGCUCCAGUACGUUCUAGUCGUCAGGAUCAAAUCCACAGCUCUAUUGUGUCUACUCUACUGGCUCUUAUGGAUGGUCUUGAUAGCAGAGGUGAAAUAGUGGUGAUUGGUGCAACCAACAGAAUUGAUGCUAUUGACCCUGCACUACGCAGACCUGGCCGCUUUGAUAGAGAAUUUCAAUUUGCUCUUCCAGAUAAAAACGUAGGGUUACUUAUUUAUUGUUGAGCAGUCCAUUUGCAAUGAUUAACUUGGUCUGUCUUUUCAUUUUAAGUAACUGACUGUAUAAUAUAAUUAUAGCCACAUUUAAGUGUUAAAUAAUGUGAUUUUUGAGAGGUUCAGGAAGGAGGCAGGGGGGCGGGGUGGGUUGUAAAUUCCUUCCUCUCUGGGCAUGUCAACCUUUCAGAUGCCUGGAAUAUGCGUGGUGGGGGGAGGGGAGAGGGCAAGAAGGAGGGUACUUCCUAGUAAUAGGCUAAUUGCGAUGUGCCACUGGAUAGGGUCACAUUUUCUCGACUGGAUUGGCUAUAAUGGGGUUGUGUUUUCAAUGCAUUUCUAGAGUGGGGUCUCACAUUUUCGGGAGGUAGGGACUUAAAAAAAGGGAAGAUUUUCGCUACAUGUACAUUAUUGUGUGUUUGGGAGGUAGGGAUCUAUGAAUGGGAAGAUUUUCCCUACAUGUGCCUUAAGGUUAACAAAUGUGUCAAUUCCUUUCAGGAUGACCUAGUUAAACGGCUUUUUAAGAACAGAAAGUGACUAAGUUGGGAUUGCAAAAAUUACAUUUUCCCAAAAGUCACUAAGAUGGGGUUGAUAAUUGGCCAAUGGGUAGGGGUUCUGAAUGCCAGUGGCACGUACCCAACAAAAGUUAACCCAAGGAACCCCAGCGCAAGUGGAGGGGGGCUGGGUGUCGUAUAGAUUACUCUGAUUGACACAAUACUGAUAGGGUGAUUGUGUACUUCUAGGCAAGGAGAAGCAUUUUUAGCAUUCACACUCGUGAGUGGGAACCUAAACUUCUGCCGUCCUUUAUAAGUGAGGUUGCAGAUCGCUGUGUAGGUUACUGUGGUGCAGACAUUAAGGCUUUAUGUACUGAGGCUGCCCUGUUCGCCUUGAGGAGACGUUAUCCACAAAUUUAUAAUAGUACCAAGAAGCUAUUGGUUGAUGUUAAUUCUAUUGAAGUGACAGCCAAAGACUUCCAGAAGGCAAUGAAGACAAUAGUUCCUGCGUCACAGCGAUCAGUGGUUUCUCCUGCAAGAGCUCUUUCACCUCUCAUUUGGCCACUGCUGAAAAAGGCUCUUACUGAAGCAGCUGAGAUUGUAGAGAAAGUAUUCCCUCCUGCUCACAUAAAGACAGGUACACAAUUCUGACAGUACCUAGGAUUAUGAUUUUUCUUAGGAUGUCAUAAUCUUGUUAUUGCGAUUAUUUUUUCGAAUAAAUUUGCCAUAGCUUGUGAAAUAUACCCAUUUUCACCACAGAAAUGCAAAAGACAGCUAUUAUUAUCAUUAUCAUCAUCAUCAUCAUUAUUAUUUAACAGUAAUAUUCCACGAGUGCGCGUUGGAUAUGAGAUGCCGAGUUGACUAUAAUCAUCUCAUAUCCAACAAGCGUGAGUGGAAUAAUAAUGUUUUAUUAAAACCGCCCACAAAAUAUCGAGAAUUCUUCCCGACUUUAUAUAUAAAAACAACCGAUUUUCAGCUUGUUUUUAAUUCUGAGUAGAUGUGUAAAGUUACCAUAUUUGGAGAGCAUGGUUUAGUGGCUCAUAUACCAUUGAUGGCUAAGCCAAUCAGAGCUCUAAAAUUACAUUAUCCAAUGAUUCAGGUUUUAAUAAUAAAUAUUAUCAUUAUCAUUAUUAGCAGUUUUUUCUGUGCUCUAAAUACAUGGUGUUAGUGUGCUGUGCGGAUCCUUUUUUUCAGCCUCCUUUUAAGUCCUAGUGAAAACUGUCAUGCAUCUAUGUGUAAAAUUGUUCCUUAAAUGAUAUUAUAAUAAUAAACAUAAGCAUAUCAUCAAUAAUAAUUGAGAACACCAAGAGAAUAUGCACCUUUAGGUGUUAUGGUUUACAAGGUACACCUUUUACCUGCCUAGAAAUAUACAUAUAGCUGUAAAGAAAGUAUGCUGUAAGGUUAGAGUAGGCUGUCACUUAAAAUAAAAUUAUAAUAUUGUUUCUUCUUCCCUCAUGUUUUGAAAAUAGUGACAGAGAGUAGUCCCUGCAGCCUUCUGGGAAAUCCUAGCAGUAGUAGGAAUGACCAGCGUAACAAGACAGCUGCAGUGUUAAGUGAUGAAGAAGCCAGCUCUGAUGAUGAUUUGGGACCACCUAUCUUUGAGUCUCUUCCUGGAUCAUCCAGAAGUGAACGCUACAUGAGACGAUUACAGCAGUUUUCCGGCAACCCUGAAACAUCAGAAAACCAUUAUUCUUCAUUCUUCAGCUCACUUAAUGGCCCAGCACAAGGACUGUCAACAUAUCGACCCAGAUUCUUAAUUUGUGGUCGUCAGGGUAUGGGUCAGUCAACUCAUGUUGCUCCUGCAUUGUUACACACCAUGGAACACUUGACAGUUUACUGUUUAGACUUGCCAGCUUUGUAUGGUGUUACUUCUAAGACCCCUGAAGAAGCUUGUUCUCAGGUAUGGUUGUGUCCUUCUUUGCAGUGAUAUUUUUUUAACUUUCUUUCAAGGAAACUGAAUCAUAGCAGAAGUUUCAAUAACUUCCAAUUGAAAUGCUUCUAAUACUUUUGUGUAUGGUAAAUGUUUUGUGAGAGGAGGCAUGUGGCCUAGCAGUUUACACGUCAAACUCCAGAUCUGGAGGUCGGGGGUUCAAGCCUCACUGGUCACGUUGUUUCCCUAGACAAGGACAUACUGCUUGGGGGUAACCCUGCAAUGGACUAGCAUCUGUCCAGGGGGGAAUAGCAGUACUCAUAGGCAUGGUUCAUGGUAAGGAAACUUGGAUAAACUCUGGCUGUUUGGGUCUUUGUGCGCCUUUACCUUUACCUAAGCGUGCUGUGAUAGAGAAAAUGACUAAUUAUUAGUACUUUGCCUCAAAUACUAAAUUAAAUAAAAUAAAUAAAUUUUUGUGUUUAGCUGUUGAGCUAAACAACAACUUAGUUGGUUUACAUAAUAAACUUCCCCCUCUAUAGGCCAUGUAUUUUAAAGUGAAAGGUACUAGUAUUUUGGAGGAAUAAGAUCUGAAAUUAUGUUACUUUAGGUUUUUUGAUAAGUGGUGUAACUUCAAAUACUCCCAUUUGCUCAUCACUUUAGUUGUUCCGUGAAGCUCGUCGUACAUCUCCCUGUGUGGUAUACUCACCACAUUUUGAUGCCUUGUGGAAUGCUACAGGAGACAGUCUACAUGCUACCCUGCUGUCACUGCUUCAUGAUCUUCCUCCACUUGCACCAGUGCUGUUUCUAGCAACUGCAGAUGAGAGUUGGGUGCAACUUCCUGUCAUCAUGCGGGAGCUCUUCUCUGACAAAACUGGACAAGUAAGGAAGCUGUCAUAGAGUUCUGAAGUGUGAUGUCAUAAAAAUUAAAUUUCUGAAAUUAUGGAAUUUGUCAGGAUAUUCUGAAAGAACAACGUCCAAGAUUUUUUGGGGGUCAACCCAAAAAAAAUGUAGAAGGGUUUGUAUGUAGUUAUCAGAGCAUAACUGAGCUAACAUCUCAGAGAAAUGCUCAUUUUUGGCAAGUAGGCCUCUUGGACAUUGUUCUUUCAGAAUAUCCUGAUAAAUCCCAUGAUUUCAGAAAUUUGAUUUUAAUUACAUCAUCACUUUUCUACUCUGUUAUCAUUUAAUUUAGUAAUUUAUUGUUUACGUGCAAGCCUCCUUCAGCAGCAAGGAAAGUUGUGUCUGAUAGCCCAGAGUUAGUGGGUUUUGCUAUUGGGCUAGUGAACUUUGUUCUUAAGUUGCCUGAUGGGCAAGUGAAGUUUUUUGAGGGAAUUCAAAUUGCAGAAGAACUCAGGGAUGUUGCUAGGAGCCGGCUGCCAGCUAAUUUCACCAGCUGAAAAAGAGCUUACCACCAGCGCAAAUUGCAAACAAAAACAAAGGCAUGGGGGAAUUUUAGAGAUGCAGUUGAGUGAAAAAGCCAGCUUGACGAAUAAAAAAGCCGGCUUAUCUUUUCCUUAGCUUCAUCCCUGAGAACUGUAAUCAAUCCUGAGGGUCAAGAGUUUUUUCCAGGCUAGUUAAAGUGACUCUUAGACAAACGAGUACCUGUUAGCUGCAGCUUGCCUGAAGGGCUAGCUUUGAAACUUACUUUUUCUGCACCCUUUUCUUCCUCUGAUUGCAUCUUCCUUCCCUAUUAAUCAAGGCAAAGAAAUACGGCUUUUAAUGGACAAAUAAAUUACCAAAGAAUUAGUGUAUUCAUCUUUCAAUUUUUUUUCCUUCACUAGGUCUUUCAAGUGGCUGAUCCUACAUCAGAUGAAAGGAGAGCUUUCUUCAAUGAUCUCUUUCUGGGAGAAGCUGUCAAGCCACCCAAACCAGCCAAAUCGAGUGAGAAUCUAGUGUCUGUUGCCUUCAAUUUUACCUUAUUUCCAAACCUGUUAAAGUUGAUAAAUAAUAUGUAGUUAUUUUUGGUCUCAACUAACAUUAUAAUGCUAAAUUUUUACUCUUGAUCAGAAAAAAAUUGGGUUUUGGAAGUGUUGCCCUUUGCCCCUACCCCUCCUCCAAGGCAGCUUACAGAGGCUGAACUGAGAAAAGUUCGCCAAGAUGAAGAGAACACAAUGAGGGAGCUGCGCAUCUUCCUCAGAGAUGUACAUGCAAAGCUCAUGAUGGAUCGCAGAUUCAAAGAGUUUUCAAAACCGGUUGAUUUGUUGGAGGUACAUUUUGAAAUUAUUUGAUAAACUUAGCAUCUCUCGCUGGAGAGAUGGACUUGGAAGCAGUCACUUCUUUCAAAAGCCUCACAAUAGUGUUUGUCUCAGUUUUAUUCAACUGAUAAAAGGUUUCAUCUACAAUCAGUGACAGAUAGUGUUGAGACAUUGUCCUCCAGUGGGGUAGCUUCAGAGAACAAGACAAUUCACAUCCCUCCUCCCUCCUCCCUCCUCCCUCCCCUCCAUUCAAAGUUGGAGCUUUGGUUUUCUACAAGUAGUUUGAACAGUGGUAAAACAUUGCAUGGAGGGUCGGGGGAGGGAAAGCUUUAUUUUCCCCUUUGUAAGGUGGCAACAUUUGGCAAAGUGUCUCAACUAAUUUUGUCACUGAUUGCAGGCAAUGACAUGCUGUUGGUUCUCAUCGCAUUUUGUUUUACUACUGUUGCAUGUCUUGUGGUUCAUAGCUUAGAGGACACCCUGUUAAUUUCUUGCUUUUCAUCAUAACAAAGUUUAAGCUGUGAAAUAUUUAGCCACAAACUAAGGAUGACCUUUUCAGAUAUGGAAGUUAGUUUCUUGCAACUACUUUUUUUGGUUGUUUUAGGUUCCUGACUACCUUGAGGUGAUUGAAGAUCCCAUGGAUCUUGCAACAAUGCUGCACAGAAUUGAUUGCCAUUACUACAGCACCUGUGCACAGUACUUAGCAGAUGUUGACUUGAUAACAAGUAACGCUUUAAAGUACAACCCUGACCGAGACCCCCUGGAUAAACUUAUCAGGCACAGGGCGUGUGAGCUAAGUGAUUCAGCUCACUCGCUCAUUAAGUCUCAGCUGGAACCAGAGUUUGAAAAGGUACAUUGUGCAGGGAUGUCCCUAAGAGCAGGCUAACAGCUAAUUUAACUCGCUGAAAAAAGAGUUUACCACCGACUAAAAUUGCUCUGGGAAGAGUGAAGUUGGAGAAAAAGGUGGUUGAGAAAUAAAAAAGCCUGCUUAGCUUUUCCGUAGCUACAUUGCUGAUUAUGACAUUACAAGAGCCGGAUUUGGGGGUUUACAAGUAAAUACGGGGAGCAAAGGCCUGCUCCCGCCAAUUUUUGUCCAGGGUUUGCAUUGAUUGGUUUUGCCAGUACUCCAAAUAUCAAUUUUUGUAUAGUAGACAACCCAAGUAUGCUUGCAAACCUGUUACCCUGUAGUUAAGUCCUUUAACAUUACAUGUGUUUUGGAUGGAGCGCUCUACUGAGAAGAGUCCAAGAUAGUGGAUGGUUGAGUUGAAGCUUAUCUGAACUCAAACUUCACAGGGUUUUGAAACAGUUUUGUUCGAGGGAGGCAGCUUCUUACCUUUUCUAGUUCAUUUGUGCACCAAUUGAAUAAUUAUCUGUUGCUAAAACUACCGUCCUGUUCUGUACUGUACCGUUUUGACCAUUUGUAUGAAAUUUUUUUCACAGACCUGUGAAGAAAUCAUUGCUUCAAGAGAAAGAAGAGGUAAUUUUUUGGUAUUGUUGAAAUAAGAUAUCAGGUUUGCUCAAAUAGCACUUAUUUAUUUUUAUUGUUUCUUUGAUAUUGUUAAUGCUACAACAUAUUUUAUGGACAUAGGCCUUAAAAACUAACUUGCAUGAGUACAUUUCAAGUUCACGAAAUUCUCAGCUGUUGAUAGAAUACUAUUUUGACUUUGUGGUACAGUAAGCAGUCAUUGUAGCUUGAAUAUUGUAUUGUUUCCUUGUUGAGCAAAUUCUGCUCCCAAAAUCGGUCAUCGUGGCCAUUCCAAGAAACUUUUCCUGAAGCUACCUCUCAGGAGGCAAAGGACAUUGAGAAUCAACCCAGGUUGAAACCAUUUUAACAAAUUUUAUUUUGACCUACAACAUCAGGGUGCAAAGAAAGUCAGUUUUACAGCUUGCCAUUUGGGCCAGCUGUAGCUAGCAUGUACUAGCCCAAAAGUCAUUUGAAUUAGCCCCCCCUGAAAAAGUAUAUAUAUGUGCCAGAGGUCUGCAGCCUUUCAGCAUGCACAUACCUAGUUGUUUGCUACAUCCUUCAUGUGAUUCAAUGGUGUGGGGAGUUUCCUUUGUGCUGCAUUGGCCAUGUCAGGAGGUUUCAUUCAGCCACAGCCCCUGGAUACUCCAGCACCCAACCUCCAUUUAGCGAUGCAGUUAUUAAUAUUUAUUUAUUCAAACCUAAAUAUUGUUGAUAAUUUUUUGUGGAUACCAAUAAUGUAAUAUGAUUAUGAUAUCAGAAGAGUGCUUAUGUAUUGCUUAUGUAUCAACAUAUAUUUAAUUUUAGCCUGCAUAGUAAACGCAAGCAUUUCCGUUUGGUUUUGGAGCAAAGAAAGACCGAGGAAGGGGAUUUUCGGUUCUGGCUGCUCAAGAAGUGACACAAGAGCCAAAAAAUGAAAGAGGGGAGAUGGGGAGGGGAAGGAAGGAAACGCUUGCAUACAAACCCCAGGUUUCCUGCAAUGUUUUUUCAUGCUGGGUACAGCUCGUUAGUGUUUUUUUUGCGGGAUGUUAAAUUCUCUGAUUUACAGAUCCAAAUUUUGAAGAAUGGAUUGCACUUUAAGCUGAAGCUACAUCAACUAUGGAGAAUUACAUUGUAACUCAGUCAAGAUUGCUCUUCAAGCAAUGAUUACUCAGAAAUAACUUUUAAUUAGCUUAACAGUCUUGCAACUGUUCUGUUAUUGCCACUUUCUGAUCAGGCAAGACCAUGAUUUAGGUUCUUUGCCGAACUUCAUCAGUUGCGCGGUUGGCUUUGUUCUUAGUUGUCACGUCAACAAGUUGAAAUUAUUGCAGUAUUGUCAAAUGAAGUGGUUCGCUGAUUGAAGUUAGUAAUGAAAGUAAUUUCGUCUGCUUCUCAAUUAGGAGAGAAAACAACUGCCAUAGCACCCCCUUUUGUGUUCACUGAUCCAGCAACACAAGGAAACUCAUCUUCCACACUAAACACACAGCCAGCAGAAUCAGCAAAAGAAGCACUGGGAGUGUCAGAUAUAACCUUUGUGUCAGAAUCACAAUCACAGAACAAUAGCACUGAGCAGAAGAAGAAACCACGUCGACGAAAAGCUCCAAUCUACUGGGGCAAGAGACCUAGUAGAAAGAAAACAGAUGCAAAACGGAAGUUAGACUCUGAUCUUGAUGUGGCCCAAAAGCAAAAAGAGCUUGCAGAAAAUGGUGAUAGUGAACAAAGUGAUGCUGAGGAUCUUGCUGCUAAUUCUAAUUGCGAAAAGCCUGUUGAGGAAGAAUCUGGAAAAUUCAGUGAAGCUGAGAAAGCUGUAGUUGUAGAUGAUGAUUUAGAGUGUGAAUACAGAGAUGCCAACCAUAAAAGUGUUGAAGAUGACAUCAUGCACUUGGAGAAUGGAGGUGACUCUCUUGUAAAUGGGGAUGUUGUACUGUUGGACAAUGACACUCCUACUGAAAUUUGUCCCAAGUUGAAUUCCAAGUCUGUGCUUCAAAAUGAUGUGGAAGAAAUAUCACGGUUACCUGAAAAAACUCUGAAAAAUCAUGUUUUAAAUCAAAUGGACACCAAUGUACUUAAUGGUAUUCCUACUGAGGGCUGCUCAGACGAAAUUAUGCAGGAUAGAGAGUUGGAUUGUACUGGUGAGAAAUGUGAAAAAAAAAAACAAAAACAUAAUAUACAUUAUAACAUUUCAUUGCAUCUUUCAGUCAAGUAUGUGUAACUCCUAAACAAAUUGGGUUAAACUCAACUUAAAGUAAAGAAGAGCUUCCCAAAAAGUCUCUCGACCAACUGUAGGGAAACUGUUGACCAACAGUCUGCCGACACUGGUAAAAAGGAAGACCUAAGUUUAAUACAUCACCUCUUAAACUACUUAAUCAGUGCACGGAAUUUGUUUUCUUUGGCAGCCAUUUUGAGUUUUGCAGGCAGUUGGUGCGAGAUCUGGGACUGAGAAAUCUUCGGAGCCGUUCAUAUCUCGUAUUUUACUUGGCAAGUGAUCGGAUCUUCCAAGAGUUUUCCGAACGUCUCAGACCUGUCCACAGACCCUUAAUACAAUUUUCUUAACAAUCUUUGAUUUCAUAUUGCAGUCAACUCUCUCUAAGACAGACGCCUUCGGGACCAGCACUUAGCCUGCGAAAACAUCCAUUUCUCCUCGCUCUUUGCCGCUGGGGACGUUUCGCGAGGAGGAACGUCUGCGACUCAGCGACAGAAAUUCCAUACUGAUGACGUAAAAUCUGUCCGGAAUCCGGUCAGGAGCUCUGAUUGGUCGACGGAGUAAUUACAUUGUUUUAGCUAUUGUUUACAAAUGACAGACAAAAGGCCACAAAGGUCAAAUGUAAACGCGAAGAAUCUCGCACAAAACAGUCAAUAUUUGUCGAAUAAACUCUUCUCUAGAAGAAGCGUUUGAGUUUGCUGGAGCUCGUUGGCAGAUGAACACAACACUUUACCAAAAUCGAUCAGAAGACACGUAACAUUGGACAUGACUACUGGAUUUUUUAUGUAAACAUUGAUUUGCGUCAUCAGUAUGGAAUUUCUGCCGCUGAGUCGCAGACGUUCCCCCGCGCAAAACGUCCCCAGCGGCGAAGAGUGAGGAGAAAUGGAUGUUUUCCAGGCUAGACCAGCACUAAGUGUCCUUCUAAGAGAGAUGUCCGUCUUAUAGAGAGUCAAAGAAAGGUAGGGACCAACUUUAAGUGUCUGUUUUAAAGAGGUGUCCGUCUUAUAGGGGUGUCUGUUAAUAGAGAGUUGACUUUAUAAUCAUUAUUUCAAUACCAUAUAAUCUAACGGCAAGUAAGACCCCCCUGUGAUUACAUUUACCAAUCCAACACACAAGAUCCUAGAAAACUCACAUAAAAUAGUAAGUGUGGUUGUAACAUCUGCUUUUGAAUACUAUUAAACAGAGGAUGAAGCCUUCAAUGAUCUCCCCAACAGACAGCUUGAAAAGUCACCUCAAAGUCAAAUAAACCCGACUGAAAAUGAACUUGAAAUAUCAGUAGAAGGUAACAGCUGCAGCAGUCAGCUUGCUGAUGAUCAUGACUUAAAAGAGAAGCUGGAGGUUUUAGUAGAUCUGUUGGUUGACUCAUCUAAAGGUGCUUCAAUCGAGAUGUUAGAGCGGUACUACAGUGCACUUCAGUCUUGCAUCCACAAGCAGCGUCACAGUCAUGAUAAGACACAACUUCUCAAGGUUUGUUUUCUCUGAGGUUAGGUUAAGCUCUACUCCCCUUUGCUACCAAAUCAGACUUGAGCUUGGCAAACUAAUAUUGAAAAUGCGAGUGUGAUAGUCAAAUAAACAAAGCAGAUUUUACAACAUCCCAGGAAUGCACAUUAAAUUUUUCCAAAAGUACACUGUAUUAAACUUUUUAUGCGGUGUACUUCUGUGCACUCUUACAUGGACAUGUACGUGUACCAGUUUGACAUACUAACUUGUGCAGUCCAUUUAUACUUAGUAAUGAGACAGGAAUUUGCGAAAUGGAAUUAACAUUUCAGAAAUUAUGAUUAUCCUAUCUUCCUCUAAUUCCCCAAGUAUUGUGACCUACGAGGAUUGAAUACAAGACAGUUUCAAAAUUUUGAGAAAGUCAUGUCCCCAAGAGCCUCAUUUCCUUCUGUUCCUCAGGGCAAGCACAUAGACGAAAUUAGGCAAUUAAGCCUCGGUUUAACAGCACACAUUGUUUCGGCAUUCUCACAACACACUAUUUUUCUGGAGAGUCGAAUGAAAAGAGAUUUUGAGAUCAUCACAUUCUCUCAACAUUUUGUUGAGUGAAUGUCAAGAGAUGUUAAGACCGUGCCACUUCAAACCAUCAACCACAACAUGCCCUGAACAAAUAUGAAUAGAUAUUCAUAUUUUCCUUUACAAAAGAUGAAUAGUUGGUGUGUUUUUCCAUGAAGUCCCACUUAAACAGUUGCCACAUCUCACAACAGUGUUGAUUUGGGUUGUCAGUUGGCUUUGAAAAUGUUGUGAGAAAAUGUAGAGAAAAUAUUGUGAUAAUUUGAGCAGGCUUUUAUUUGGGAUUGGAAUUGUGUUCAGGGCCGUAGCCAGAAAAAAAAUGAGGACUGAGGCAAUAUCCAUCGUUGAAUUCCCCUCCUAGCUAUUCAGGGUCUUUACGAUGACUACGUUUAAACAAAACACUAAUCAAACCUUAAAUGACUGAGGCAGGUGCCUCGGUUUGCCUCAUACUGGCUACGGCCCUGGUGUUUCAUGUAAUCAUCCAAAGCACACAGACUUGCUUUGAAUAGACCAAUUUCGAUAAUGGUAAAAUUCAUACUUGGCUAAAGGGUUAGGGAAAUAAAACAAAAGAAAUGUAUUACAGUCAAACCCAAUUGAUACAGACACCAAGGGGGCCAUGGAAAGUGUCCAUAUUAACAGGGUGUUUGUAUAAAGUGGGUUGAAUAAUUAGCGAAAGUUUAAGGGCUUUCUUUCCCCAGGGACAAAGCACACUGUCCGUAAUAAUGAGGUGUCUAUAUUAAGCGGGUGUCCGUAAAGGGGGUUUUGACUAUAUUCAUCGCUGAAUCUCAAGAUUGAUUCAUUUGUUUCAUUCCCCUAUGCCUUGGAGCCAAGUUUGAAUUUGGGUCUAUUCAAAUUCUUACCCAGAGAUUCCUAUGUUUUUGUUUAUUCAAUAACAGUAAUGUAAUUUCAUUUUGUGUGUGUGUGUGUGUGUUGCAGGACCUGGAAAUAAUGAUUGAAGGGUUUGGACCAUCCCAGACACAGACAAGAGCAUUCUGAAAAACAUAGUAGGCGUAUCAAAUGCUGUAAAAAAAAAACUUUUCAUAAUACCUGUAAAUAGUUGAUCACUUUGCAUUACCUGGCAACAGUUAAUUUAUUAAAAUUAAAUUAUUUUGAUAUGUCAUUAAUUAUGUACAUUAUUGUAACUUCCCUGCAGUGUACCUGUAGAAUUGUUGUUCUUUGAUGAAAGUUUUGAUAGUCAAUUCCAUUUAUAUUUUUUUGGGUGCUAUUAUUCUACAAUAAUUUGGAAACCCUCUCCCAAACUGCUGAUGAUACAACAAUACCUUAACACUACAGCUAGAUUUUUCAAUUCCAGAGAAGAACCUCAAGAGAUUAUUACUGCAAUCAUUAUUAUCUCAAUGAAAGAUAACUGAGAUCCAAUCCUUGAUCAUAUUAGUUCAAAUUCCGGUUCUGGUGAACCUAAACUAACAAACAUUUUAGGAUUAACAAAGACAAGUGCAACAACAAUGACUGCUGUGUAGUCACUUACUAACCUGAUGCACUCAUGAGAGGCACUUACGAAUGGAAGAAACUCUAAUCAUGUAGUCGUAGUUAAAAAACAAUUGCUUGCAAUUGUGGCUGUAGGAUCAAGUGUAACAGUCAUAACUAAGAUAAAAGGUUUUGAUAUUAAUCUUAAGGAUUAAGAAGACUUGAAAAUUCUUAACUUCCUCUCACAUUUGUAUUACUUUUGUCGUACAUUAUGGCAAGCAUAAAAACUUACUUUGCUGCUGAAAAUAAACACUUUCGUAAAUUUUUCUGAUAUAUGUUAGGUUUUACAAAAACAGAUCUUGUAAAUUGUCAUAGACAUCUUCUCUUGAUGUGUAUAUGGGGUCAUUGCUGAAUAAUUUCCAGAACUUUCUUGCAAUGAAAAUGGCAUCACAUUCUUAAAUUUCAUCCUUUUGCAAACUGCAGCAGUAAAUGAUCACUCUAGAGAAAUAUACUUCUAGGAGUUAAUGAUGGCAGAC